Messenger RNA from Arabis nemorensis, 783 nucleotides. Lineage: Eukaryota; Viridiplantae; Streptophyta; Magnoliopsida; Brassicales; Brassicaceae. The record is from the annotation of a GenBank genome assembly.
AUGACUUACCGUAUAGCUGCUCGAUGUCUCCAGAACCUGCUUCUCUGUCUUCUAAUCACUUCACCUCUAGAUGUUAUAGCUCAAGGAGGACAAGGUGACAUACCAGUUGUUAAUCCUACAAGUCCUGGUGGCGGUACCACCACACCAACCAUAACUCAACCAUCACCGCCUUCUUUAACAUACCCAGGUCCAAUAACUAACCCAACAGGUGGUUAUCCACCGCUUGAUGGUACUACACCAACUGGUGGUGGUGGCUACCCGCCAACCGGUGGUUACCCACCGCUUGAUGCGAAAGCAAGUGCUUCGACAACAUCAUUACAGGUGGCUUUGGAUUACGCUUGUGGGUACGGAGGAGCUGAUUGUGGUCAGAUCCAACAAGGUGCAAGCUGUUACGAGCCUAACACCAUUCGUGAUCAUGCUUCCUUUGCAUUCAAUAGUUAUUACCAGAAGCAUCCUGGUCCAGACAGCUGCAAUUUCGGAGGGGCAGCGCAACUUACCAGCACAGAUCCAAGUAAAGGAAACUGUCACUUCUCAGCAUCAUCAGGAACAGUCAGCACAAGCCCGCCAAGUCAACCGAGUCCACCAGAUUAUUCUUCCCCACCUUCUACAACAUACCCACCCCCAAUAACAACUCCAACUACAGGCAUACCUGGUUCUCCACCCUAUGGUGUGGCAGAGCCAACAGGGCUUCCGAAUUCAGCAACCCAUGUGUCACAUAGCGUCCUCUCAAUAUUUACAGCAGUUGGGAUACUAAUGCCACUGCUCAGGGACAAUUAUCUUUAA